AAAACCCAUUUACUGCCUGGGUGCAAUCGUAAAUCUUAUCCGUAUGUAAGUGUUUAGUUUCCAAGGGACGCUACCCCGAGUCUGUGCUCUGGAAAAUAUAUUUUGUUCCUGUUGUCGGAGGUGAGAAGUGAACGUAUGGAAGAAAAUCUACCAUACUGUGCGUGCUGCAUUUACCAUGGAAGCAGCCAUGAGUAACGGUGCCACAGCAAUGGAUAUGGAUCUUGAAGGAGAGAGCGUUGCUAUGGAUAUUUGUUGCACUAGUGAUGAAGGUGACCAGGAAGAGAAAAAAGGACAGGAGGACAGAGGUGUUGAUGCAUCAUUGCGUGAAACAGACAUACUGCAUUUGACGAGAGUCUGUGAGAAACGCCUAUUGCAGAAAGGUCAAGGUCUGUCCAGCCCAGUGCCAGGAGCAUCUUGUAAAAUCUCUUUACAGAUUGCAGGCGGGACAUGCGAAUGUGAUGCUCAAUCACUUGGGUAUCCGUCUGGUGAGUCCUCAGUGCAGAUAGGAGAGGGGGACACACGUCUGUCAAGUAUCAUAGACAUAGCUCUUUUGCGCAUGAAGCGUGGUGAAAUCAGUGAGCUUAAAAUAUAUAGAGAGCUGGGCUGUGAGGAAUACACACUGUUACACAUCACACUGCUUGACUUCAGUUCUGCAACUUCCUACUGGCGCAUGACACCAACGGAAAAAUAUGCCACUGCAGUGCGGCACAAAGAAAGGGGCACGUUUUUGUUUAGAGAGGGUCACAUUGAACCUGCAUUUGCCCGCUUCUCCGUGGCAACACGACUCCUGUUGUCAGCUCAGCCGAGGUAUUUUUCCGAGGACGAAGAUGGAGAAAAAUCCUGUCAACAACUCCUAUGCCAGUGUUACUUAAACCUUGCAGCAUGUCAGAUGAAAACUGGCUGCCAUAAUCACGUGGUUACAAACUGUUCCCAUGCUUUGGAACUCGAGCCCUCCAAUGUGAAAGCCAGAUACAGGCGAGCGUCGGCUCUUAUCAGUCUUGGUGAUUACAGCUUGGCCAAAGAAGACCUUGAGAAAGGAUUGCUGCAAGAGCCAUGCAAUCGUGUUUUGAAUGAUCUUCUGCAGACAGUCAGUGCAAAGCUGUCACAGAGCAAUGCCUAUUUGGCCAAAGGACUAAGUAAGAUGUUUGCUUGAGGCUUCAUAUCUUCAUGCCAUUCUUUGUGGAGACCAUAGUAGAGUGGCAUAAGGUACUGUAAAAUUUGCAUCUGUGAUCAUUAACUUAAAACUAUGAUGGAAUCAGCAAACAUAGCAUCCAUAAGAACUCAACAUGAAAGUUUACCUAUUUCACUUGGCAGUUUUCUUUUUUUGGAAUUUCAGUUCAUUUUUCCUGCAAGGACACUGGGACCAAAUGCAGUGAUCUUUGAUACACUCAGCAUAAGCAUACCUGCUUCAUAAUUUUUGAGAUAGGCAGUUGAAGUAUUACUUAAAGGUGAUGAUGUAUAGUUCUACAAUUUGUGGACCAAAACAACAGAAAUCAUGGCUUUAACUGAAUUUUUCUUGUGCCAUUUUUACAUGCUGGAUUAGCUUGCUGCAAUGUUGCCUUAGUUUAUUUGGCAAAUAAGGAAAGUCACCAGUCAUGUUUUGUGAUGGUUCUGUUUUGGCUAAACAAAUUAAACAUUAAAUUAAGAAAGAGAA
Molecule: messenger RNA, 1654 nt
Organism: Pomacea canaliculata
Lineage: Eukaryota; Metazoa; Mollusca; Gastropoda; Architaenioglossa; Ampullariidae
Product: FK506-binding protein-like
Exons: 2
Coding region: 176-1153 (325 amino acids)
Molecular function (GO): protein binding
Source: RefSeq, a predicted model, not a curated record